Molecule: messenger RNA, 2309 nt
Organism: Nelumbo nucifera (sacred lotus)
Lineage: Eukaryota; Viridiplantae; Streptophyta; Magnoliopsida; Proteales; Nelumbonaceae
Gene: OMR1
Product: L-O-methylthreonine resistant 1
Biological process (GO): L-threonine catabolic process; L-serine catabolic process
Molecular function (GO): L-serine ammonia-lyase activity; pyridoxal phosphate binding; threonine deaminase activity
Source: RefSeq, a predicted model, not a curated record
CUCUCGCACGUUGCGAGAAAAACAGUACCAAACGGAGACGGAUACAGAAACCCCAACGCUUUUGCCUCCUUUUCUCUGCAACUUGCUUCCUCUCUAUCUCCAUCUCCCUGCGCGCCAAUGGAGGCUCUGUGGCUUUCCCAUUCGCACGUGCCUCUGCUACGCUCAACACGUGCGAAUUCAAGCUUGCCCUCUUACCUAACGGCGAAGCAGCAGCAGAGUUGCAGGAAGAAUCACUUCAUCGCCGCCACGAUUGCCAAAGAAACAACAGACGUCCCUCGGAAACCCUCCGCCGUUACUUCCACGGAAAAGCCGUUGCAGAGCUCUCCAGCUAUUCCCUUAAGGAGGGUAUCGGCCGAUUCUUUGCAGUACGAGAGUGGUUUCCUCGGCGGCGUACCGGACAGGUCGUUGCUGACGGCCGAUGACGCGGAUGGAGUUCCUGACGCAAUGACUUACUUGACUGAUAUACUGUCUUCCAAUGUCUACGAUGUGGCUAUCGAGUCGCCAUUGCAGCACGCGCAAAAGCUCUCGGACAGGCUUGGCGUCGAUGUUUGGCUUAAGAGGGAAGAUUUGCAACCUGUUUUCUCAUUCAAGCUGCGUGGAGCUUAUAACAUGAUGGUCAAGCUGUCGAGGGAACAGUUGGACAAGGGUGUUAUCUGCUCAUCUGCCGGAAACCAUGCUCAAGGGGUAGCAUUGGCUGCUCAGAGACUUGGUUGCAAUGCUGUCAUUGCUAUGCCUGUUACGACGCCAGAAAUUAAGUGGAAGUCGGUCGAGAGGUUAGGUGCAACGGUUGUCCGUAUAGGGGACUCAUACGAUGAAGCACAAGCUUAUGCGAAAAAGAGGGCGGAAGAGGAAGGUCGAAUCUUCAUACCUCCCUUUGAUCAUCCCGACGUCAUUGUAGGGCAGGGAACAAUUGGGAUGGAGGUUAUACGUCAAAUGAAAGGUCCACUGCAUGCGAUCUUUGUGCCUGUUGGUGGUGGAGGGCUGAUAGCAGGAAUCGCUGCUUAUGUAAAGAGGGUUCGCCCAGAGGUAAAGGUCAUUGGAGUGGAGCCUUCUGAUGCAAAUGCAAUGGCACUAUCUUUACAUCAUGGGCAGAGAAUCAUGUUGGAGCAGGUUGGAGGUUUUGCAGAUGGUGUGGCUGUUAAAGUGGUUGGUGAAGAAACUUUUCGCUUGUGCAGGGAGUUGGUGGAUGGUAUCGUUCUUGUGAGUCGUGAUGCUAUCUGUGCAUCAAUCAAGGACAUGUUUGAGGAGAAAAGGAGCAUUCUAGAACCAGCAGGGGCUUUGGCCUUGGCUGGAGCAGAAGCAUACUGCAAAUACCAUGGCCUUAAGGGUGAAAGUGUUGUAGCAAUAACUAGUGGGGCAAACAUGAAUUUCGAUAGGCUUAGGUUGGUUACUGAACUUGCUGAUGUUGGUAGGCAACGAGAAGCUGUUCUUGCAACCUUUUUGCAUGAAGAACCUGGGAGCUUUAAACAGUUUUGUGAACUGGUGGGCCAAAUGAAUAUCACUGAAUUCAAGUACAGAUACGAUGCUUCCAGAGAAGAUGCUCUUGUUCUGUACAGUGUUGUCCUUCAUACUGUUUCUGAACUUGAAGCAAUGGUGGAUCGGAUGGAGUCUUCCCAACUUCGGACCAUCAAUUUAACAAAUAAUGACUUGGUCAAGGAUCAUCUACGACAUUUGAUGGGUGGUCGAUCAAAUGUUCAAAAUGAACUUCUUUGUCGGUUUGUCUUCCCAGAGAGACCAGGUACUCUGAUGAAUUUCUUGCAUACCUUCAGUCCACGUUGGAACAUAACUUUGUUCCAUUACCGAGGACAGGGUGAGACUGGUGCUAACGUAUUGGUUGGUAUCCAAGUUGCAAGCAAUGAGAUGGAAGAGUUCAAGGAUCGUGCAAAUACUCUUGGAUAUGAUUACAUGAUCGAGACAAGCAACGAGGCCUUCCGACUGCUGACACAGUAAGUCACAGUAAGUUAUUGCACCUCAGAUUUCAGUUGAAUGCUGGUUGGUGAUUGAAGUUUCCCCCUCUAUCGACUUCAUGGCUAAGUUUAGUGGAGCUGAAGAGUAAACAACAUUCUUCAUGGAGUUAUGUACUAGCCUUAUUUUGUUUGUUUGUUUUCUUUUCUUUUUUUUUUAAUUUUCUUGGUAGGGGGUUGUUCUGCUUUUUUUUUUUUUUUCUGUUCUUCUCGGAGUUCUCUAGAUUUCUUAUGUGCCUCAGCCACGGUUCUAUCUGUAAUCUGAAGUAACCCUUGAUUGCUGUUGAAGGUAGCUAUACUAUAACUUUUUUUUUUGUGUAAAUUAACUAACCUUUGGCUACGGAA